GAGUAGGAAUCUCUCUCCAUAAACUGCAAGUAGCCUUUAACUGGUACAAAUCCAUGACAUGAGCUCUCACAAGGCAUUGUUUUUAUAUAUACUUGUAUAACUGUAGACAGGUAAACAGAGCAGUCUGAUCCAUUCUCUUCUUCCCCCAUCCCAGGUAUAACAGGAGGGGACCAAAAAAAAUUUUUUUAACAAAAUAUCCAGCAUCGAAAUGGCCUGAAAGUUGAGUUCGACAACAAAAGCAACGUGGUUAUUUUUAGAGCGCUACAGACAUAGAAAGACAGCACCAAUCUGUGACCUAUGGCAAGGCACAUCCAAGCAUCGCAUCAUCCCACCAACAGUCUUAAUUUUAGCUAGAAGCACAUCUGGCAUAACUUCAGAGACUAUCAUUAUUUGUCUGGCUACCGACAAUAACUUUGGAUGCAUUUUGCAGCCAUAACAAGCUUCUGAAAUUGCAGUUUUUGCCUUUAAUUUAAAAACAACCAUAAAACAACCCCACACAGAGUGGAGGAAUUACUGCUGAAGGCAAUACUCUGUUCAAAAGGCAGAAGCCCCGAAUGGAUUUUGUGAGAAGAAUUUUGGAAGGAGCCACAUCCAAGUCCUCGGGCUCAGAAACAAAUCAAGCAACCUCAGAAGCUGGAAAGGAUGAAAGAGGAUGCAUGUGCCUACAAUGCUCUUCUCUCAAGUGGGUAGAGUGAGGAACACUUGUGUGUUUUCUUUACAGAUCGUGAGACAGCCUGUAAAGCAGGACAUGCUGGAAUGAACAAUCUUCACGUCGAGCAAAACUCAUCCACAGCCUCCUCCUUGGGAAAAGAUACGCCUUUCAAGAAGUACAUUGUCAAAAUGCCAUUCUUUGGCUGGAUAAAAUGGCCAAAAACUUAUUCCUAUAAAACUGGACAAUACCCUGGCUCAGACGUCGUGACAAAGACCCUCCUUAGGGAACUGAAAUGGCACUUGAAAGAACGUCAAUGCCUGAUACAGGAGAUAGAAAAUGAACAGAAAGUUCAGAAGGCCAGCAUGGAUUACAACUGGCUAAAGAGUCAGCAAAGUCCUCAGAUAACUAUCCCAACUACUGAACAAAGACAGCUUGAAGUCCUUUGCUCCCAAAUCCAACCGUGCCAAACUGGAAUCAUCCUUAGCAGAUUUCGUGAGGUUCUGGCAGAAAAUGAUGUUUUACCUUGGGAAAUUGUAUACAUAUUCAAGCAAGUUUUAAAAGAGUUCCUAACCAAUUUCAAAAAAGAAGUUCAACAGGACCAACUGGCCGACAUUUGGAAUACAAACUGCUCCGUGCACAUGGUAGCACCUGGUGACACCUCUGGCAAAACAGACAAAGAGGAGAUCCCAACUGUAUCCAGUUACGUUGACAAAAACACUCAGGGCAUGUUUCCAACUUUCUCCCACAGAAUUUGGAAUCUCCCCUAUUACUACCCAUCAAGCGAAGUUUUCCCCUCUUCCCAAUGAUGCACUUCAGUCUCAGCUUCCCUCAGUUUCCCUCCAACAAGAUUCAAUGCUCCAAAGAAAUCACCAGUACCCCAGACCCAUUGCUGCAAAUUCUGAAUUUUAAACUGAUUACAACCUACACAUUACAGUCCUUAGAAUAAUUAGA
This is a messenger RNA of Rhineura floridana, 1603 nucleotides long. RefSeq names its product RD3 like (gene RD3L). Lineage: Eukaryota; Metazoa; Chordata; Lepidosauria; Squamata; Rhineuridae. The coding region runs from base 757 to 1458 and encodes 233 amino acids. The record is from RefSeq and is a predicted model, not a curated record. The transcript has 3 exons.